This is a messenger RNA of Spirodela intermedia, 1188 nucleotides long. The record is from the annotation of a GenBank genome assembly. NCBI's taxonomy places the organism in Eukaryota, Viridiplantae, Streptophyta, Magnoliopsida, Alismatales, Araceae.
AUGGGGAGGAGGCAGGCGGCGGCUUCUUCAUGGCCUCUUCUCGUGCUCCUCUGCUGCAUCGCCGCCGGCCGGGUUUUGGUCGCCGGCGGGUCCUUCUCCUUCGAGGACACCUUCGAGCUCUCCUGCGCCGACGAUCACUUCAAGACCUCUCCUGACGUCCAGACUUGGCACCUCUACCUCGACAAGGACGCAGGUAAGACCCCUCUCUUCCUCUUCUUCUUCCUCUUUGCCCUCGUCCCUGUCCUUCUCCGGCGACGGCGAGAUGGUGGUCGACCUGACUAGCCCGCCUAUUCCCUCCGCCGUCGUCGCAGGAUGCGGGUUCCAGACGAAGCACAGGUACCGCUUCGGGUGGUUCGGCAUGAAGAUGAAGCUCGUCGGUGGCGACUCCGCCGGAGUGGUGACCGCUUUCUAUGUGAGAACGCCCAUCUCUCUCUCUCUCUCUCUCUCUGUGUUCCUCCCCAUUCUUCCUGACAUUAUCUUCUUCCUCCUCCGGCGGGGGUGGUGGCGGCGGCGGCAGAUGUGCUCGGACAAGGGGGCGGCGCCGGACAGGGACGAGGUGGACAUUGAGUUCCUAGGUAACCGCAGCGGACAGCCGUACAUCAUCCAGACCAACGUCUACAAGGGCGGCGUCGGCAACCGCGAGAUGCGCCACAGCCUCUGGUUCGACCCCACCGCCGACUUCCACACCUAUUCCUUCCUCUGGAACACCCACCACCUCGUGUAAGCUCCCCUUCCUCCCUCUCUCUCUCUCUCUCUCUCUAGCAUUCAUCGUCAUCUUCUUCCAGGUUCUUCGUGGACAAGGUGGCGAUCAGGGUGUUCAAGAACGGGGAGGGAGGGGAGACCUACUUCCCCAGCGACAAGCCCAUGUACCUCUUCUCCAGCAUCUGGAACGCCGACGACUGGGCCACCAGGGGAGGCCUCGAGAAGACCGACUGGACCCAGUCCCCCUUCAUCUCUUCCUACAAGGACUUCGCCGCCGACGCCUGCCAAUGGGAGGACCCCUUCCCUUCCUGCGUCGCCACUACCACCGAGCACUGGUGGGACCAAUACCCCGCCUGGUCCCUCUCCGCCGCCCAGGCCCAAGACGCCGCCUGGGUCCGCCGCAACCUCGUCGUCUACGACUACUGCACCGACCUCCAGCGCUUCCCCUCCAUGCCGCCCGAGUGCUCCCUCAGAGAUGAACAAUAG